CUCUCUCUCUCUCUCUCUCUCUCUCUCUCUCUCUCAUAUGCAAUGGGUUUCAAUGCACUAAAAUAUUACAUCAUCUUGAUCAUCUUUCUGUUUAAUCUUUCAUCUGUCGAUCGCGUCAAAGCCAAAGAUUAUGCUGUGGGCGAUGAGGAAGGGUGGACCAUGUCGGCAAGGUACAUGCAAUGGUCGGCAAAAUACAAUUUCUCCGUCGGAGAUGUUUUAGUUUUUAAGUACGUGCAAGGGCAACAUAACACAUUUGAGGUGACCCAAGAAACGUACCAAACGUGCGACAAUCAAUCGGGUGUCCUAGCGUCGUACUUCAGUGGUCAUGAUCGAGUGACCCUUGCAGAAGCCAAGAAGUACUGGUUCAUCUGCGCCGUCCCUGGACAUUGCCUCGGUGGCAUGAAAUUCACUGUCGAUGUGAACAAGGUAGAUGAUGAUAACAGUGUUCAACCUUCAGAGCCGUCGAUCAACGGAGUUGGUAUCAUCCAGUGGUCGAGAUGGGCAUGGGCCUAUUACAUUGUUGCAUUUGUAAUGUUAGUGUUGAAGGCUUACUAAUGGUGCAACGGUUGAGUUGACUGGACUUGUGAUUUUUAUAGUAUUUUGCGUAUGUACUUCC
This is a messenger RNA of Magnolia sinica, 616 nucleotides long. RefSeq names its product mavicyanin-like. The record is from RefSeq and is a predicted model, not a curated record. Bases 43 to 555 code for a protein of 170 amino acids. Gene Ontology annotation, molecular function: electron transfer activity. Gene Ontology annotation, cellular component: plasma membrane. Lineage: Eukaryota; Viridiplantae; Streptophyta; Magnoliopsida; Magnoliales; Magnoliaceae. The transcript has 2 exons.